CUUUUUUGAGGAUAAAGUGUUCAAAAUGACAUAUUUAUAUCUGUACAAGUUGGUAUAAAUUGUAUGUUUAAACCAUUUGAUCUAAUGACUAAAUGAUUUAUAAGUCAGAAUUCAACACAAAACUUUAUAAUCCAGAAUUGCCAUGUCAAACGGAAACACAUUCAAUCCGGAGGAGGACUUUCCGGAGGUGUACAAGAUCUGCAAGCUGUUCAAGCCGAGCGACGUGGAUCUGGAGAAGAUCAGGGACUUGUUGGACAAGGAGAUUGUGAUGGGCUUGAGUCGCGACCACCACGAUCGCUCCACAGUGCCCUGCCACCUGAGCUACGUCCAGGAUCUGCCGACUGGCAGGGAGCGCGGUCAGUUCCUGGCCCUCGAGAUGAUGCCCACCAACUGCCGGAUAAUGCUGGUGAAGUUCAGCAGCGAGAAGGACAUCUACACCAGUUCCAAGUGCGUGAUAAUGCCGCACACUGUGGCGGCGGGACGGGGCACCGAGGUGUUCCACUUCCUGGCCACCACCAUAGCCAAUUUCGUGAAGGAGAAGAAGGUGGAGAAAGACAAUCUGCCGCUGGGCAUUGCCUUUGCGUUCAGCCUCAACAAACUGGCGUUGGACGUGGGCAUCUUGGUGUCGUGGACCAAGGAGUUUGGGGCCCAGGGCGCCAUCGGCAAGGACGUGGUCCAAUUGCUGCGCGACGCUCUGGCCAAGUUCCCCGAAAUAUCCGUCGAGGUCAUGGGCAUUAUCAAUGUGGGAGCGGGUUCGCUUUUAGCCCUGUGCUGGGCCCAGCCGGACACCCGAAUGGGCCUGAUCAUGGGCAGCAUUGCCAACUCCUGCUACGUGGAGCAGGUCGAGAGGUGUCAGCUGUACGAGGGCGAGGAGGGCCGACGGCUGAUGAUCAUCAACUCGGACUGGGCCCAUUUCGGCGACAACGGGGCACUGGACUUUGUGCGCAACGAGUUCGAUCGCCAGCUGGACAACGAGUCCCUAACUCCGGGUGUUCGGACCUACGAGAAGUUCAGCGGAGCACUCUGCAUGGGCGAACUGGUUCGCAUCAUCGUAAUGCGACUGAUGGGAAUGGGUGCCAUCUUUGCGGAAGCCAGACGCGACUAUAUAGGCAUCCAGUGGAAGUUGGACAUGGUUUCGUUGAUCGAAAUCGCCUCGGAUCCGCCGGGUGACUACACGCGGGCACAGGAGGUGAUGGACAAGUUCCGGAUCCGUCACUGCAAGGAGCGGGAUCUGGCUGCCCUGCGCUACAUCUGCGACACGGUCACGAACCGCGCUGCCAUGCUGGUGGCCAGUGGAGUGGCCUGUCUCGUCAACCGCAUGCACCUGCCACAGAUCUCGAUCGCCGUGGACGGCGGCAUCUACCGCCUCCACCCGACCUUCGCCGCCGUCCUCAACAAGUACACCCACCUGCUAACCGAUCCGCGCUUCAAGUUCGAGUUCGUGAUCACACAGGACAGCUGCGGCGUGGGGGCUGCCAUCAUGGCGGGCAUGGCACAUGCCAACAAGUACAACACCGACUCCAAGAUGUUCACUAUGGACUACUAGCACUGAUGUGGAAAUAAGUUGGUUUUGAAUGCAAUAAAUUUUAUACAGUGCAAUUAUUGGUGGCGAAUCUCUUAAUUUCCGCAACUUUUUGAAUUGUUAUCUAU
Messenger RNA from Drosophila gunungcola (fruit fly), 1650 nucleotides. It is a transcript of the gene Hex-t1, whose product is annotated as hexokinase type 1. The transcript is spliced from 2 exons. Gene Ontology annotation, molecular function: fructokinase activity; glucokinase activity; mannokinase activity. The record is from RefSeq and is a predicted model, not a curated record. Gene Ontology annotation, biological process: glycolytic process; glucose 6-phosphate metabolic process; intracellular glucose homeostasis. Gene Ontology annotation, cellular component: mitochondrion; cytosol. Lineage: Eukaryota; Metazoa; Arthropoda; Insecta; Diptera; Drosophilidae. The coding region runs from base 143 to 1546 and encodes 467 amino acids.